Messenger RNA from Melozone crissalis (California towhee), 1197 nucleotides. It is a transcript of the gene FIGLA, whose product is annotated as folliculogenesis specific bHLH transcription factor. NCBI's taxonomy places the organism in Eukaryota, Metazoa, Chordata, Aves, Passeriformes, Passerellidae. Gene Ontology annotation, molecular function: RNA polymerase II transcription regulatory region sequence-specific DNA binding; DNA-binding transcription factor activity, RNA polymerase II-specific; protein dimerization activity. The transcript is spliced from 4 exons. The coding region runs from base 1 to 1197 and encodes 398 amino acids. The record is from RefSeq and is a predicted model, not a curated record. Gene Ontology annotation, biological process: regulation of transcription by RNA polymerase II; developmental process.
AUGGGGGAGCCCGGCAGAGCUGGGGGGCGGCCGGGGGUCCUGGAGCCCUUGGGAGUCUCAGAGCCCUCAGAGGUCCCGGGGCCCUCAAGGGACUUGGAGCCCUCAGGGGUCUCGAAGCCCUUGGAACCCUCGGGGCUCCCAAAGUCAUUGGAGCCCCCGGGGGUCUCAGAGCCCUCAGGGGUCCCGGGGCCCUCAAGGGACCCAGAUCCUCCGGGGGUUUCAGAGCCCUCGGGGGUCUCAAAGUGCUUGGAACCAUCGGGGGUCCCGCAGCCCCUGGAGCCCCCGGGGGUCCCGCAGCCCCUGGAGCCCUCGGGGGUCUCGGAGCCCCCGGGGGUCUCGGAGCCCCCGGGGGUCCCGCAGCCCCUGGAGCCCACGCCGCCCCCCGAGCUGCUGGAGCAGCUCCUGCAGCAGCGCCUCGGGCCCCUGCCCCGGCCCGCGCCCAUCGUCCGCCUGCGCCGCGGCCCCGACGGCGGCUACGAACCCACCGGGGACCCGGCCGAGGUGCUGGAGCGGCGGCAGGCGGCCAACGCCAAGGAGAGGGAGAGGAUCCGGAACCUCAACAGCGCCUUCUCGCAGCUGCGCUCGCUGGUGCCGCUGGUGCCGCGGCACCGCCGGCCCAGCAAGGCGGGCACGCUGCGGGCGGCGGCGGAGUACAUCGGGCUGCUGCGGGGGGUGCUGCAGGAGCUCGGUGCUGAGCAGGAGUUGGGGGGCACGGCCGGGGGGGCCCCCAAGCCUGGUCUGGCCGAGGCCCCCGUGCCCCUGGGGACCCCCCAAACCUGGGGCACGCCCCCUCCCCAAAUUGGCCGCAUGCAGGUGUGGGGGGGAGGGCUGCAUCCCUCCCCUCCCCCCGUGCUGGGCCUUCAUCCCCGGGUGGUGCCGAGCUCAUCCUCAUCCCCCCCCGGGGCGGGGGCGAUGCUGCGGCCCCCCCGCCCCAGCCCCGCUCCAUCCCGGUUUUAUCCCGGUUCCAUCCCGGUUUUAUCCCGGUUCCAUCCCGGUUCCCGCUCCCCCCCCGCCCUGCGGCUGCCGCAGCGGCGCUGGGCGCGGCGCGGGCGGAGGCGGCGAUGGAUGGAUGGAGGCGGGGGGGAUGGAUGGAUGGAUGAUGGGAGGGGGAACCCGGGGUGGGGGCGUCCAAAGCCCCCCCUGCCUUCCCCAGGGGUCAGCGCGGCCCCCCCGGAUUUAUCCCCUCCCCCCCGGUGA